CAAAAAAACUUCAGCACAAAUGGUCAAUUACCCCACCACCAACCGUUUUCACGCUCCCACAAAUGGUCGUUAUUAUGGCCACCACAUGCCAGCGAUUGUAGCGCUUGAGCGACAGAAAGAGCUUGUGCUCCAUCGUGCCGAAAGACUGACGCAAUUGCGAGAGAGCAAUCCCGCUAUGGUGGACCCUCCUCUGGGCGCGAUCCUGUCGAUUACUACCUUUAUCCGGACCCAAAGGGAUCACGAGACUCCUGAGACACAUCAGUUGUGGGCGCAAACUCUCGAGGACAUAAAUAAGAUCUUUGAGACUCACUUUCCGAAUGAGCCCCUUCCUGAACUUGGACCGCGUCCUGAAAUCGGAAAUUAA
Gamsiella multidivaricata is the source of this 364-nucleotide messenger RNA. RefSeq lists its product as uncharacterized. The record is from RefSeq and is a predicted model, not a curated record. The transcript has a single exon. Lineage: Eukaryota; Fungi; Mortierellomycota; Mortierellomycetes; Mortierellales; Mortierellaceae. Bases 20 to 364 code for a protein of 114 amino acids.